UCUCUCUCUCUUUUUUAGACGUAUAAAUCCUUACUUCAUUCACAGUUAUACAGUAUCCAUCUAAUGCCUAUUCAAACACAAUUAACACGGCUCCUUGGUAUCAAGCAUCCUAUCAUUCAGGGCGGCAUGCAAUGGGUAGGACGAGCUAGUCUUGCGUCUGCAGUCUCGAAUGCUGGUGGACUUGGCAUCUUGACAGGAUUGACUCAACCUACUCCAGAGGCUUUACGACAAGAAAUCCGAGCAUGUCGACAACUGACUCAACAACCUUUUGGAGUGAAUCUAACAUUCUUACCUACUCUUCAACCUCCUCCUUAUAAAGAAUAUGCUCAAGUCAUUAUUGAAGAAAAAGUCCCUGUGGUGGAAACUGCUGGCAACAACCCGGGUGAAUUCAUUGAUCUAUUUAAACAAGCUGGAAUAUUUACGAUACAUAAAGUAGUGGCUGUUCGACAUGCUCUUACGACACAACGUUUAGGUGUGGAUCUGAUAUCAGUAGAUGGAUUUGAAUGUGCUGGACAUCCUGGUGAAGAUGAUAUGAUGAAUAUGAUCUUAUUAUCUAAAGCAUCCAAACAAUUGAACGUUCCUUUUAUUGCUUCAGGUGGAUUUGCUAAUGGUCAAGGAUUAGUGGCGGCUCUUGCUCUAGGUGCUCAAGGAAUCAAUAUGGGUACUCGAUUUGUGGCUACACAAGAAGCACCAGUACAUGACAACAUCAAACAAGCCUUGGUAGAUAGUGAUGAACGCAAUACUACAUUGAUUUUCCGACCAUUUAGAAAUACAUCACGAGUGUUUAGGAACAAAGUGGCCCUAGAAGUCAAUACCAUUGAAAAAGAAAAGAAGGAUUUGGUAUUUGAAGACAUUCGUCAUUUGGUAUCUGGAACCCGUGGCCGUACUGUAUUUGAAUUAGGUGAUGUAGAUGCUGGUAUAUGGACAAGUGGACCUGUGAUGGGACUGAUUGAUGAUAUUCCUACUUGUCAAGUAUUACUGGAUCGUAUUGUUGCUGAAGCGGAACAUAUCAUCAAAGAUAGAUUAUCAACCUCUAUUGCCCCAUAGAUAGUCGUUAUUUCUUAUCCAUCAUCUUUUUUUUUUUUUUUUUUUU
Molecule: messenger RNA, 1093 nt
Organism: Halteromyces radiatus
Lineage: Eukaryota; Fungi; Mucoromycota; Mucoromycetes; Mucorales; Cunninghamellaceae
Exons: 4
Coding region: 64-1047 (327 amino acids)
Molecular function (GO): nitronate monooxygenase activity
Source: RefSeq, a predicted model, not a curated record